Messenger RNA from Theileria equi strain WA, 780 nucleotides. RefSeq lists its product as hypothetical. The record is from RefSeq and is a predicted model, not a curated record. Lineage: Eukaryota; Apicomplexa; Aconoidasida; Piroplasmida; Theileriidae. The coding region runs from base 1 to 780 and encodes 259 amino acids. Gene Ontology annotation, molecular function: Rab geranylgeranyltransferase activity. The transcript is spliced from 3 exons. Gene Ontology annotation, cellular component: Rab-protein geranylgeranyltransferase complex; cytoplasm. Gene Ontology annotation, biological process: protein geranylgeranylation.
AUGCACGGUAAAAAAAGGAACGAUUUUUACAAAACAUCUGACGAGCGGGAACAUUUCAAGAAAAAACUUGAAGCUGGCUAUAAGUUACUUGAUUCAUUUGUUGAUCAUAUAUCCACAGUUGAUAGUUAUGAUUUUAUACAUGAAUGCCGAGAUGACUCUCGAACCCCUGAUGAUCAUAAAAUGUUUGAAUUGUCAUUAGGAAUAAUAGAGUUCAUGCCAGAGUUUCCUCCAUCAUGGGAUUAUCGCAAAAAAUAUAUCCUCAAAAUGCUCAGUGAAAAUGCCACAAAAUCACUAGUACAUUUACUUGAUGAAAGAGAAUAUAAUCAAACAAUUUUAAAGAAGACGCCAAAAUCUUAUGCUUUAUGGCAUCACAGAUUGUGGAUAAUUACACUUUUAUUUAGUAUCAGAACUAACGAUCUAUAUGAUAUCUUGAUGGAAGAAAUAACAUUAUGUUUUAAGCUAUUUAAAUUUGAUGGGCGGAAUUUUCAUUGUUGGAGCUAUUUCAACUUUAUAUUUCAUUAUCUAAUGAAAUUAGAUGUUUCUAAAACGUGUAAAAAUGACAUACAAUUAAUGGUAUCCAAGAAUUUGGCCGAUUUGAUAAAUUCUAAUUUUUCUAAUUAUUCAGCAUGGUAUCACAAUUCCAACUUAAGUAUUUCUUUGGAGUCACCACAUAACCAUUUGGAACUUAUAACGCAGGCUAUCUAUACAGAUCCACACGAUCAGUGUCUCUGGAAUUAUUACCAUUGGCUAUUAUUUGAGCGGGGUUCUUUAAAAUAUUAG